Molecule: messenger RNA, 1410 nt
Organism: Magallana angulata
Lineage: Eukaryota; Metazoa; Mollusca; Bivalvia; Ostreida; Ostreidae
Exons: 6
Coding region: 341-1024 (227 amino acids)
Source: RefSeq, a predicted model, not a curated record
GGUAUCAUGACCAAUGUUUUUCCAAGCGAUUACCAUUACUUAAUGCAAUUAGAGAUGAAUAUGAAUGAGCGUUUGUUUUCAUUCGAGUAAAUAUUCGUGUUCAAACACGAACAAUGGCCAUUUAAUAUUAGUUUAUGGAAUUGAAAACAAGAGGAAAAUAAUAGAUAUGUAUAACAGGUUGGGAAAUGAUCGCUAGAUAGUUGUGACAGUCUGUGAGCGGGUCUAGUGUAACAAGGGUUCUGCUGACCAAAGAACAGCAUAGAAGGAUAACUGGAAUCUUUUUGAUUUUUAUUGGAUAUUCAGAUGUUGUGAAAAGAAUUGCAUUUAGUGACGAUACAAUAUGGACAAGAAGAAGGACCCACAGGAUUUCAAGAUCAUCCCCAGCAGCGAGGCUGUGUAUAUGAUAAUCAGGUUCCGGGAUGAAAUGGAAACCAGAAUCAGGAACGCCCUGGCUAUUUCCAAACGAGCCGUGGAGAACUACCACGGAAAGAUCAUCGGAAUAUCCGGGGAAGUGAACGUGUACGAGGAGGACCUGAGUAAGUGGCCGGCUGACCGCCGCAUCCUCAUCAUCUACUUCUCGGACCAGGCUAACGCGGUCAGGUGGCUCAACAGUGACAAGUACUUCAAGAACGAUGACUUCCCCCAGCCCAGCGACACCCUGCAGAUCUUCCUGAUCCCCGUCCACUACACGGCGGACAAAGCAAAUUACACAUUUCAUCUACAAGAGCUGGGAAAUUGCAAGAACUGGGAUAAAUUGAAUGACGGUUACGUAAAGAACGCGGCCAAAUGUAUGGAUGGCUUCAAGGUCCAGCACGGAGCAGCUUACACGACGGACGCCGAGGGACUCCGAUGUUCCUUCGUCCGGAAGGGAAACCUCGUGGUUCUACAUAGGUUCCAGUCCAUAGACCACUUCGAAAGCUUUUAUUAUUCAAAGGCCUAUGAUACUUUGAAGCAGUUUAGAAGAAGUCUGUGUGAUUGCAAUUCUGUCGUCUUUACCAUUAACCCAGACCUAAGAAAUCCGUGAAUCCCGGGAAUGCAAUGACGUCAAAGCAAUACGUGUACCCAUAAUUCCAUUCGCCGCUUUUCCGUCCCCAAUAGAGAUAGCAAGGAUAUUAUAAAACUGGGUUAUGUCCCUUUUGAUUCUGCUUAUUUAAAUGGCAGCCUGAUUGUUUACUCAUCAUUCUUUGUUGACUGUGAUAGCUUGAACGAUUCUGUCCUUAAUUCCCGUCCCCCGGUACAGAACUGACUGGGGACAGUGGGUGUCUGAUACUGACCGUCGUUAUAUAUUUACUGUGUCAGUAAUUGUAUAAGCUGUAAUAUUAUAUAUCUGUUCGAUUGAUGCUUUAUUUCUAUGAUAGUCAAAAUAUCUAAUCAAAUAAAUACAGUAGAAAUACUAUGUUGCAUAAUAAU